This is a messenger RNA of Dendronephthya gigantea, 2409 nucleotides long. RefSeq lists its product as uncharacterized. The transcript has 4 exons. The record is from RefSeq and is a predicted model, not a curated record. Lineage: Eukaryota; Metazoa; Cnidaria; Anthozoa; Malacalcyonacea; Nephtheidae. Gene Ontology annotation, cellular component: nucleus. Bases 19 to 2409 code for a protein of 796 amino acids. Gene Ontology annotation, molecular function: zinc ion binding.
GUUGAAUAAUACGGAGAUAUGAACUCUGUUAUAUUUGCAUUAUUAAGCUGUGCAUCGCGGCAACAUAUCAAGUUUCAUAUCAAAUUUCAUAAGCAGAAGCACAUGUUUCGGGUGACAAAAGCCAAAAAGUCUUUUAUCCCGAUGGCUUCGAAGGAAACACCGAAAAAAAUUUAUCGAGCAAGAAAUUCUUCGAUUGACCCGUUGUCCUGUAGACUUUGUCGAUCUAUUGGUGACGCGAAUCAUCGCAAAAAUUUAUUUAGUACACUAAACGAAGAAUUAUUGAGGACUGUAGAGCAAUUGUGCGGCCAUCCGUUGUUGCGAGAUCCAAGUUUGCCUCAUCUGUUGUGUCGACCAUGCGAGCGCAGACUAAAGCACAUUAAAGAAUUUCGAGAAGUUGUAAGAAAAACACAGAACGAAUUUCGCCAGCAACAACCUUGUGAAACAAGAGUGAAACGGUGCCUAGAAGCCUCACCGUCGGCAUCCCAACCACCAAGAACUCGUUUGCACACAUCUGGGCCUUCAGCAAGAACUUCGCUCAAUUUUGGGGUACAAGUUCCAUCUUCUGAUAAAGAGAAUAUAACUGCGUUGGAUGAAAUAUUAAACGAGGCGAACAGAGAACUGAUUAAUAUUGCCCGUAAAGACGAGCCAUCCGUGCUAAGGAAUGGAACAUACGCAGGAUUAAGUCAGUCAAACUGGAUGACAGAAGUGGUAAAUGAGCUCUCGACGAGGUGUCCUAAUGUUGCAAAAAUAUUGUCAAGUUUGCUCGAUUGUUCUAUUUUGGAUGCAGGAAAUAAACUACCGCCAAUUUCCCUAAUUUACGGCAUUAUCAUGUUUGUGAGAUGUCAUCACUUGAGCCGCAUUCAAAGAAUCAACACCAUUCUUCUGACAGAAGGGAAAGCAACUAAAAAUUUGAUUGAUCGAUUCAACAAAUAUGGGCUCUGUUUGAGUUUUUCUAACAAAUAUGUUGUGCUUGACGAUAUUGGGAAACAUUUUUUGGAUCGUGCUGUCGAGUUGGUCAAAUCUGGGAUGAAAUUUGUCUAUGUGGUUGAUAACAUAGAUUGGGAAGAGAAAGUGCAUGACAUGAGAGCAGACCAUCAAAACAAGAGUGUGCAUGCAUGUGCAACUAGCAUGGUGUUCAACAGAGUGCCAAGUGACCACUUACCUGACAAUGGUCCACAGAAAGAUAUCGCAACUUGCAAUUUUCGUGAAAUUGUUUCAUUGUCAGAUGCAGAAAUGACAACAAUUCGGAAUCGGUAUAAAGUAUUCAUUGCGAGAAUCCUGGUUCAAAAGUUCACUGAACUAUUUGGUUUAAAGUCCUACAUUCCAGAGGAUCUUGUACUUCAUGAAAAUUCUGAGAAGACAGCUUUGAAAUCCGAAAUUAUGACCCUUCCAGUUCUCAUGAAGGAUGAAAAAAAGUACAGUGACUGUGUGGAUGUUUUGGAUCAAUUGGAGCAAUGGACAGAGGAUGUGUGCAAAGCUAGUGGCAUAUACAACUUUGAUCAAUCUCCAUCUACAGCUUCCCAUCCUAUUGUUCAGGUGCCCACACGCCCAGAUCAACCACGAUCACAUAUCCCACCAGUUGGUUCCCAAACUGAUCCUUUAGAAGGUGUGAAAAUUCCCUGUUUUGGUGAUGAGUUGACCCGAGUAAGGUUUGCUGGAGCACGAGAUCUUCGCUCUGGAUGCCAUACACCCAAACAACGACUGGAUCAUUUGUACCCGUAUCGCAUUGUUGGAUGGCAUGCUAAAAGAAGUUUCUUAAAGUCUGUCUUCAAAAGACUCUACAAGAACUCUGGAAGAGAAGCAGGUACCAUUAGAUACUUCCGAGAGGUACUCAACAGGAGAAAUGUUACAGUCGAUAUAAAACAUUAUGAAGACUGUGAGCAGCUGUUCAUGAGUGUUGGCAAUUGCUAUCUUGUUGAAGCAUUGCUAGAGUUCUUCAAGAUGGAAAAUGUAAACGAUUCUCCAAAGGAAAAUAAUCCAUUGCCUGAUCAAGAGGAUUUGAGUGAAGAAGAAAAAAAAACCCACCUAAUGACUGUCUUAGACAAGUUCUUGGAUGAGUAUGUUUUCCAAGACACUUCAUGCAGCGAUGUUGACAGUUUAGAGGAAAAUAUCUCAGACAACAACUCAUCAGAUGGCAUUUUUAAUUAUUCUGUCAAUCUUCUUCGAUCCUUCAUGGUUCUAUUUGAUUGCAAAGAUGCAGUGGCAUAUGGGAAUGGAGAACAUUUGGCAUUAAUCCAGAAACAGAUGUUGUAUUACUUCUCAUCUGUUUCUGGAUUUAAUGUAUAUGCAAUUGAAAUGCUAGUUACCACCAUCCAGAAUGAAGUUUUACUCUCACCUGCUGAGUCACAUCUGUGUAAAUGGGCUGCACUAGUCAACUGGAAGGAGGUGGUGGUAAAAACAUUGAAAUAG